ACUUUACUAAGUACAAGGCAUUCAUCUGGUAUUGCAACUGAAGAUACAAGACUGUAAAUCGUGUGCGAACCUAGCCUGUCUAGCCUGUUCAUCUAACAGGUAACUGAAACUGUUUUUUAACGUCUCGUAACCUUUUCAUGUUAAUGAAUAAGAUGAAUUUUCCCUCAAGGCGCGAGAAAACUGGCUAUCACCGCGGAAGCAAAUGUCUCGGCAGAUUCCCCCCUUCAAGAAAUAAAUCAGUCUAGGAAGACAGGUCUUGCUUUCUAAGGGUCGCAGUCAGGCAAUUCCUGCAUCGAGGCAUUAUCAGAAAGAAAUAUUAAAUGAUACUAGAUAUGGGUGAAGACAAGCUGAGAAUAUCUUGCCUUUAAGACUUCUAUUUCUUUGUUUAUUUUUUCUUUGCAUUAUUGUCCUAUUUUAUUUUAAAAUGCGAAUAGCAAAGCAUCUGUAACAUUCGCUCUUUGUCGGCCAUUUCCCGGAAUUCAUGUAUUCCAAGGGUCACACCGCAUCCAGUUUUAGUUCGCCGCGACCUCCAAAUAUGGUCAUGACGUUUCCAACUCCGAGAAAACACAUCAGUAAGAAUGGACACGUUUUUGCAACACAAAAAAAUUUGCGGUCACUGUGAUUUUGCCAAUGAUGCCCUCAAGAUCAGUUUGCUGUUUCAUAUUUUUCUACAAGUUUAAUUGACUUGUACUGAUCCAGAUCUACAACUGGGAGAUCCAGCACCACUCAUUGGUUUGUUGCUGUGGACUUACUAACGUAAAUUUUUAUAUUUUGGAACCAACUCACCCUCUACUCCCACCCCACCCCUGGUUCAAACUGUUCCCAUCCAGUCUUCUUGUUCUGUUCGUUAAUUUCUGAUCUAUUUGUUAACCUUCAUUCGGGGAGAUUAACUUGGAAAUUAACAGCCUUUGUAAAUGCUUUGACAAAUGCCGGCCCCAAGUGACGCAUAAGUGGUACAGGGGGAGGGGUAGGGGCACAUGAGACUGGGGUUUUCUUCAACAAAUUAUGUAAACUGCCUCGAUUGAUAGUUUCCGGGAGAACUAGAUUUACUGUCACGGUAAUUCUCGUUUCUGUGCCUUUUCCCUUUCCUCCCUCGCCACCGCAAACCCAACUGCAAACCCCCCGUCCAUUUUUUUGUUCACUUAUUCCCAGGCUUUUUCGAUUCCCAAUAUGGCGGUGAAGAUGGACCCGUCUUGCACAACUUCCUAGGACCUUUCUAGCAGUUGAUCUAUUGAAGGGAGGAGAAAAUGUAUUUAUCCGGAAUGCGUAUGGUCGCUAUAGGAUGGUAAGGAAGUUCAUUUUACCUUUUUAAUAAUUCUCUAAAUAGUAUAUUGGCAAUCUUGUCUUUUGCCUGCGUGCAGACAUCUAUCUCCUUAGUUGCACACGGAAAAGUCCCUUUUCCGCGUGUAUGGCGUACAUUUGCGGACAAAAAUAAUUGAAAAUAAAAGACAAUUUGAAGUUCAAAAAUUAGACUAUCCAUGUCGAAAUCUCGACAUAUGAUUCAUGUAAUUUGCAUUUUAGUUGGAAUGGUGAUUUGAACUUUAACAUCCGCGAUGUCGAGUUUUCCCUUUAUAGUUUCAACUUGUUCAAAGUAACUUCAAGUUCGAAUGAUGCUAUUUCGACUGCGUUCAUUGCGAUUUCAAAUUCAUAUGACGAGAUUUCGACAUGGAUAGUCUAAUUUUUGAACUUCAAAUUGUCUUUUAUUUUCAAUUAUUUUUGUCCGCAAAUGUACUCCAUACGCGUGCAACAAAGGAAAUAGGAGACGUAUUCACGCAGGCAAUCUUGUCUUCUUACUGCUUGUCUUUCAUUGUUUGUAAUCAUGCCCUUAAUUCACGUGGCCACUUUGUUCAUAAUCGGUCAGUGUAAAACGCAGACUGCGGACUGCAGACUGCAGACUGCGGACCAGGGGUAAAAUGCAGACUGAGUGUAAAAUGCAGACUGCAGGCUAAGAGUAAAACGCAGGCUGGGGUAAAAUGCAGAAUAAAGACUGCAAACUUUUUUAAACAUUUGUGCUCCUUCUUCUCCAAAUCGGUGAAAUAGCUAGCCGGUAUCAGUUACAUACUUCACUUCCUAGUCGAAGUGCAUUGCACAUUCGCCUGAAGUUUCAAUGAACAUCUGAACAGCUUAAGUCUGCGUACCUUGAUUUGCAAUACUUUCAUAGAAGGUCAUCCAAAUUUCCUGCAGAACAUCUUUAUUUGUUGUUGGAAUGAUUUACUCCCAUUUUUAUCGCCAUAAUUCUUCCUGUACAGUAUUUUGGGUCAGCAGCUUUCAUUUAAGCGUAAACAUCGUGGUGUUGUAUCAGUUCACGGUCCCUGGUGACAUAUAUCCGAAAACCUCGCAUUUAAAGUUGAAGCGUGAAGUCUCUCGGACAGGAAAAAGGUUCAAGAUUGCGAUUAUGUUUUCGGGUCGUCGACGACGUUCCAGAGAAGAAAGGAAUGGAUUUGUGAAAGCAGAUGUCGUCAAGUAAGUGUUCGUUUACAUGUAUUUGCGGAAUUUUUUUGCCCUUAAACACUUCCACGACUACAGUUUAUGCUCGGUCUGCAUUUUACCCCAGCCUGCCUUUUACUCUUAGUCUGCAGUCUGCAUUUUACACUCAGUCUGCAUUUUGUCCCUGGUCCGCAGUCUGCAGUCUGCAGUCCGCAGUCUGCGUUUUACACUGACCGGUUUCAUAAUACACUAAAAUUUCAAGGAGAAAUUUGGUCAAUGUUGAUUAAAGGGUUUAAAUUUAUUCUAUAUUAAAAAACCUCAGACCUGACACCUGCCUAUAGAAUGAGACUGAUGGUGGGAUCUAAACAACAAGAGGGUUGCAAUUUUCUGGACAGGAAUGAAGAACUUAAAUUUCAUCAAGUUUCUCUUCUGAUGGCUAGGGAACAAUCAAGUUUGUUUGUAAAUUUAUACUUAUUACAUUUGUAUUAUUUUUUCCUUUACUCGAAGGGUGGUGGUUAUUACCAGUGGGAUAUCAUCUUUUAUAUUUGUAAAGAGAUACAUUGACAAAAAGAGACUGGAGCUGAUUAAAGCAAAAGGACGAGAAAGAAUGCUACAAGCACAAAAAGAACAUGACAAGAAGACCUAAAAAUUAGAAAUUUUUUCCUACAAAAGCGAAAAGUUGUAAGAAGGAAUAGCAAGACCUACACAUGUACUGGUCAUGAUAAAUGAGCCAACGAUGGGGAAGUCUUUUCUGCCUCAUCUUUGCAGAAAAUGUGACAUCCUUAAUAUUUCUCUGAAUUAUAAGGUCAUGUCGGUCAUAUUUCCUCUGAUGCAAAGAAUAACAGUCAUAAGCAAUGAGCAUGACGGUAGCUUGGAUCAAUGUACAUACAGCAUGGAUGUUGGUGAUCUGAAAACAUCUAACAAUAGCAGCUGCAUCUUUUUUGUCAUGGGAGAAAAGCAACAUGUUUCACAAAAGCCAAAGGGGCAAAAGGCCAGUCUCACUUCUAUGACCACCACAUGCAUGUCUUUUUUUCAGACAUGGGUAAACCAGCUCAUUAUUGGUAAACAGGGUAAAAAAGAAACCAAGUAUUUCGUAUCUGUACCUGGCACGAAUAUACACCUUUUCUUCACAUAAAAGAAGUCAGAGGUUGGACGUCCAACAGUCAGUGAAAAAAGUGAAAUAUUUGCUGCUGUAUAUAAUCCUUAUUUAUAGUAACUCUGAAAUUAAUCAAGCUUGGUUACUAAGGCCAGUUACAAAAAAACUGUGGAGCAAAGAAAUUGAAUUGUGCAUUAUUAUUAAAAUGCAUUUAAAAACCUUUGCUGAAUGCUAUAAGUAGUAAAUGAACAGAUUUAAACAAAAGCAAUAAAAAUAUUAACCUGUCCUUCUUGCAGAUAAUCUGCAACAUUGAUUAGUUGUAAAAAGCCAAAUCUUAUGCUAUUCACUUAUUCGUCCAUCUAAAUCUGGUGUCCCAAAAAUUUCACUGGAGAUUUCACUUUUGGGAACAACUGAAACACCACUUCUGCUGGAGGUUUCCAUCAUCUUGCCACAUCUGAACUGGGGUGGGCACUUUUGUAUCUCCAUUUCGUAUAUCAAUAACAAGAUUAUUCAUGGUGCUCGUUAUCUGGCCAUUUCUUGCUUAUAUGUUGUUAUGGAAGAGAUGCUUUAUACCAGCUGAUUGGUUUACAGGGUAAAAGAGAGACGAAACAUCUUUGCUCUAUGCCCAAAAACAUACACCUUUCUUUCUGCAAAAGAAGCAAGACCUUUCGCUUCCAACAGUUGGUGGGGAAAAAGAAGCGAAAGAUUUACCUACUAUACAUAAUCCUUAUUGACAUAACUCUGGCAUAUAUCAAGUUUUAUUUUCUUGAUAGCAACAACAACAAAUGAAUUACAAGCUAAAUGCGAUUAUUAAGUCACAUUACGCAAAAGAAAGAAGUUAAAAUGUGCAUAGGUUUAAAAUAGUAUAGUCAGCUUUGCUUAAUGCUAUGAUAGAAGAUACGCAGAUUGCAAUAAGAACACUUAUGGUGUCCUUCUUACAGCAAAUCCAGCAAAAUGAUUAUUCCUACUCAGUGAGCUGAACUUAAUCUGUGUCAAUCACUUCUCAUCAAGUUCACUUUCGGGGACAAGAUUCCACUUCUGUUGGGGUUCUCCGGUAUUUUGCCACAUUUGGACUGGGGUGGACACGGUUGUAUUGGCAUCUGUGAUAUCAAUAACAAGGUCAUUAAGCUUGCUGAUUAUCUGGCCAUUUUCAUAACUCCAUUUUUGAUUGUCAGCACCAGUUGGAAAAUAGCCGAUGCACUUGGUUUCAGGGACUGUAGAGCCAUCUUUUACAUCAGCUACCAGGCCCAUUUUGCUGACAAGGGUAUCAUUUGGACCAAAUUUCCACAGCUGAUUAGCACCCCCAUAUAUUGGGUACAUCGCGAGUAAACCAGUCACGGUAAACCCAUCAAUAGUAAGGACGAAUUGACUUUGAAGUUGAGUUUGUAGGUAGAAAUAGCCUGACAUUUCAGCGUAGAACUUGAGAUACCCUGUGUAAGUCUUGUUUUUUAGCGACCUACAAUAACAAUCCAAUCAAUCUAUUAAUCAAUGACUUUCAGGUUUGAGAGUCUAUGAUUUCCAGCUAAGGGGAGAUUCUUCGACUAUACCGGCUUCUGACCUGAUUUUGUCGAAAAAGCCACCGUUAUCUCCCACUUCUUUUUAAAAUGUAGCAUUUUUUAACCUUUCUAUAACCUACCCAAUAGGACCCAGAGCUGUAAUCCAGCAUUGUUAUAUCCUCUCCCGGGAUCUCGCUCAACGAUUUUCAGCGCAAAAUAAGUGUGGUGAAUUUUCAAAUCCGAGACUUUCUCGAACGACUGGACCUUUAUUAGCCUGGGACCAUGCUCCGUACUGGUGGGAAAAGGUAAAAAAACGGGGUAAAACAGCAAAAAUUAAAAAUCUGCGAGCGAAGCAAGCCGAGAGGUAGCUUGACCUUUAUUUAAAAACACUGCGGUACGAGACGUUACUUUUGAUCAACUUUGAGUCGCGUCAGAGGCGUGACGAUAUUGCCUGAGUAUCAGGCAACAGGCAGAGAGAGCAGUGGGUUGUGAUAAAGUUAAAUCGAAACGAAACGUUGAUCAUAAGGCACCUUUCGUUGGUAAAUCUUUUGAAUAUAAUCAGAGGAGAAAAUUUUCUGACUGUCUGUGUAGAACUGGUUGACUAGUGGUGACUCCAAUUGUCAAAUCAGGGAAUUAACCCUGGCUCGAAUCGAAUAAAUCUUGGUGUGAACUCUUGUAGACCUGGGCUUACAGCGUGUGAACUCACUCAUCCUAUGAUCGUUACAGCCAAGUAAAAGACAAUUUUGAAAGUAUUUACCUCGGAACUGUAGUCAGCGCCUGCUGCCCCGCUUUUGGAUUGCUCCUGUCCGGCGUAAAAUGUUUAGCUAAAGAAGAAUGAUCUCGACUUAUACCUUCUGUAUAAUGCCUUUCCAAGAAAGGACUCGACAAAUUCUAUGCCAAAUAAUGAUGACAGAGGUCGGAAAAGGGUGAAAUAGAGCAAUCAACUCUAUUCAUAAUUUGUCACCCACAUAGUGAAAGUAAUUUCUGCAGUAAAAGCAUUGAUAAUAUCCUGCAGUAAUUCAAAAGAGGGCUAUCGGCAGAGAGACCAAUUAAUCAGAACGAGACGAACGAAUGUCGUAAGUCGGCCUGGUAGACUGAAAGAUAAAAAGACUUUUAGAUUGAGGGUAAUUUUACUAGAGUACUUGCCAUAACACAGUUCAAGACGUACUACACCUGUGCCAUUCUAAUGAGAGGUUUUCACAUUUCGUUUAUGUGUUUAUGCCUGUUUCUAAUCCGGAAACUGUCCAGGAAGUGUUGUUGAAUCUGGGACAGAUAAGAAUAAUUAAUGUUUGCUUCCAGAACGGUUUAAUUUUAUCGGUUUGAUAAAAUGUUUGGAUUUAGAAAGUAGAAACAAGAUGUGCUAUUCUUCGCUUGGCAGUUACUGAACGAUGACAUCCAUACCUAACGGUACUUGAAAUGGGUCUCUUAAAAGGCUUCUUAGCCUUCUAGUCUCUUUGGUGAAUGACAUCGUCUUCGCAUGGAUCCACGAUGCAGAUUGUUUUCUCCCCGUAUCAAUUCCGUAGCUGUAAGUAAACACAUUUCAAAAUAAAAAUAUGUGAAAAUAUUCCAAAACCCUGGAGUGACAUAAGCUGAUAUGAUGUUUUUUAAUAAUUCAGGGCGACUGCUGGUAAGUCAAGUGCGUCGGACAAGCAGGACUCGAUUCCUUGUCAUGAGUCCACUUCUUUAUUUGCCCAAUAUAUUAUGUUUUGCUGAAGCAAAUAGAUUGAUUCUGGGUACCUUGUAGAACUUCCGCAAUUUCUCGGAAAGUACUCACAUGGACAAGCCCUGUUCUUGCAGUGGCAAACAACCAAUAGGGUCUUUAAAAGCCAGACAACAGCCGGGACAACAGUGACAGAGGUCAAACACUCAGGGGUAAAGUAUAUAACAACGUAUUUAGUUCUUCUCAACUCUAAACCAGGUGGUGAAAGCAUUUUAUGCAGUGAAAGAAUAAUAAUGUGUGAUUUUGAAGAGGGCCGUCAGGUCAGAGAGUGAAUAAGUAAAGGUAAGAACGAGUUUGUUUUCUUUUUUUCUCUUGUGCUUCUUGAACUUUUUCUGUGUCAGCUUGCAAGCUGAGACAGCUCAAGGAUUGAAAGCCAUUUCUUAUCAUUAUUCUACAUGCAGCUUGCUAUUUCCUUGGCAUUUGAUUAAGAGCAACUUUACUACAAGGCAUUCAUUUGGUAGUGCAACCGUGAAGAUAAUACAGGACUGUAAACCGUCUGCGAAUCUAGGCUGUUCAUAUAACAGGUAACUGAAACUAUUUUUCAGACAUCUCGUAACUUUUUCAUGUUUUAACAGGAUGAAUUUUCUCUCAGGGUGCGAUAAAACUCGCUAUCACCACGGAAGCAAAUGUCGCGGCAGAUUCCCCCCUUCAAGAAAUAAAUCAGUCUAGGAAGACAGGUCUUGCUUUCUAAGGGUCGCAGUCAGGCGAUCCCACAAUUCCUGCAUCGAGGCAUUAUCAGAAAAAAAUAUUAAAUGAUACUAGAUAUGGGUGAAGACAAGCUGAGAAUAUCUUGCCUUUAAGACUUCUAUUUCUUUGUUUAUUUUUUCUUUGCAUUAUUGUCCUAUUUUAUUUUAAAAUGCGAAUAGCAAAGCAUCUGUAACAUUCGCUCUUUGUCGGCCAUUUCCCGGAAUUCAUGUAUUCGAAGGGUCACGCAUCCAGCUUUAGUUCGCUGCGACCUCCAAAUAUGGUCAUGACGUUUCCAACUCCGAGAAAACACACCAGUAAGAAUGGACGCGUUUUUGCAACACAAAAAAAUUUGCGGUCACUGCGAUUUUGCCUUAUGGGCACUUUUUGCUGUCAGUAUCCACUGGAACCAAAAGGGAAUUUCUGUAUGUCGCGUCCAAAGACGUUUAAGGUGGCUCUCUAGAGUAAAUUGGUUAUGCGCAGCUUGAGCACUAGUAUGGCGUGAGGUUUAAAAUCCGCCCGACGUCCACGCAAAAUUAAAAUAAAACAAACAUGGCCUCUCAGUAGCGAAAUAUUCCCCCAAAAAACUUUAUUAACUUUCAUUAGAGGAGACAAUGUGACUCCGGUGACAAGUCACUAUCGAUCUCUGUAAGAGUAAAUUGUAUGUAUAAAUGAAGCAGAAAUUUUCCAAGGACAUCAAUUCUUUGGCUUCAAAAGUAGGCAAGCUGAACGUAAAAUACUCGAAGAAAAUACUCUAGGGAGCCACCUUAAGUCUAACAGCAGGGGUCUCCGUGUUUUCUUGAGUCGCAGUAGUGGGACUCUCCUCCCCUAUUAUUAACCUGCAGGUAUAUGUAUAUGUACGGGUUGUGGAAGUGCCUCAUACAUGUUCAUAACCCUGAUAACCAUACAGUGUUUAAGGUUACAAUCGAUAUGCGAAAAUUAACGGUACAGUGUUAAAAAGAUCACGUAACCACCUGAUGCUAACAGGUUUCACUAAAUCACUUUUUGUUUCCUCUUUUAGAAAACAUUCUAUUUGAAGACGGAUGGCUAAGGAAAAUCGUGAGAGCGUUUCCUUUAGUGAGAAGGUAGACAUAACCUCAUUAUGCUCUAUCAUGAUACCUAGUGAUUGUAACUGCAUUGUUAGGCUAUCGCCUAAAGGCGUAGACCUGGGCGCAUGAUCUUUUAGUUCAUGGCCGCUGAGCUAGAAGCUCUAUUGAUAAAUACUAGAAAUACGUUAUUGUAUAACCUCGCGAGGCUCGUUGGAGAGUGAACCUUAAAAUGUUAGGGAUGUAAGGAUGUAGGGAGAAAAAUAGAGUCAACUGUAUAACUGGGGAUGGCAGGUUUCAACAGAGGUUCGAAGCUGAGAUAUACUCUAUCUUCUUUUGGUUGGAGCAAAUUUGAACCCAGUCCCCUAGUCCCCUAUUGAAGGACUAAAUUAACUGCAAAAACCGUGGACGAAGAUCCAGCUAGUUGUAAACGUUGGAUCUCUAGAAAAGAGAUCUAAAGAAAAGAGAUUUAUGGUUGAAUAUUAUAUCAAACAUUUUUGCAGAUGCGAAUAUACCUGGACAAAAAAUGGAAAUGGUUCAUUGUGAUAGUUUUCUCUGUGACAGCUGUGGCUAUGGUAGCCUCUUGGCGAAACUAUUCGCCGCAUUCUGGGUGAGAUAAAUUACUUUAAUAGACAAAAGUAACUCUUUGAUUUGAUAGUCACAGUAACAGUAACAGCAAGCAAAACAAUAUCAUCAUAAAAGAAAAGGAAAAGGAUCAUGAGGCGGUUUUUAUCACUCAAUUUAAAGAGAAGUGAUGCGGCAAGUACCGCAGAAGACCUUUCAGACUUAAUAUGAGAAAAAGGUUUUUACAUGGAAUUGAACUUCAGAAAUGUUUUAUAACUACGAUUUUUAUUCAAAUGUACCCAUUGCAUCCGGAAUUACUCAAGCAAAAUAAAUUUUUAAAACUUAAGUUUAUUUUUUUCCAUUGUAUCCUCUCAUUUAUGGUCGCUCCCUCUCUGAGUUUCUUUUCAACACACGUGAAUCAAUUUGUCUUGUAUCUGACAGAUCCAAACCUCCCGUAUCUCUUUCAAGAUUUGUAUCGCCGCAUGCGAAACCAAGACUGCAGAGUGACGGCGAGCAAAUGACGUUUGACGUCGGUAAGUUAGCGGUUUUAGUUUUCUUUUGGUGGACUUAAGAUUGAAAUUCGUUGGAAACAGGUGCCCCCAGGAAAGGGUCAUAAUAAAAGUUAUUUGUUUGUUUAGAUCGACAAAAACAUUACUAAGUAAAUUUCGAAAAGGGGUGUAGUCAUCCACAUUCGUGAGUGUAUCCUUGUACCUUCCGACGUCAAAAUAUUUUGCAGUCUCAAAGGGAAGUUUGUUUUUUAAUCGAUUUUGUAACUUAAAUCAGGUGUGAACGAAACGCUUUAUAACAACAAUCUCAGAGAGAGCACCAACAAGACCGUAUUAUAUUCUCGCAAAAAUGAACCGCUGCAUGGUCACCGCGAUGCUACCCAAGGUCGUCCGAUGUAAGACCCCUCCAUAGCUAAUACUGUGGAAGAUUUAACUUACUUUUUAAUUGUUCAAACUCUUGCCGCGGGAAGAAUUUGUGUUUGAAUGAAGUUUCCUUACACUUUCUUUCUCUAUGAUACCAGGGGUUGCAAUGGAUCCAGAAAUCCGAGACUGCAGUAGUGAAACCCAUUGGAAGAAGACGUUCUCUGAUCUAGACUACAGCCUCAUUGGUUAUGAUAUCCUAUUUGGUUAUCCUCUAGCCAACGGACGCGAUCCUGGAUUCAGACAACCUAUAUUCACGGCUAAUUACUCCAAACCCAAACAGACAGCGGAUUGCCGUCACGUGAUCCCACAAGGCUUUACUGUGAUCCCCAGCGAAUCUUGUGUGGUAUCAUUUGAUUCGAAGUUAAUUCAUAAUAAACAGCAGAUGUCUAUACACCUUGGAGUACAAGCGAGCGUCAAAGGUUUGCCAAUGAAAUGUAGCCUACUAAUUGCCCAACAAAACUGGAAACAAAAGACGAAGCAAGAAAAGCGAAAGAAGUGCGAAAAAGCCAAAAUCGCGAAAUUUUGCAUUCUGCGCAUGCCCGAACUUUGGAAGCUAAUCGUUUGCGCGAUCAGGGGGCCGUAUACUGUAUGACCUGUAAACGGCUGUUGGUAGCCAGACAGUGACCAGAAAACGGCUCGACUAGCUUCAAAACGCGUUUUUGGGCAAAAUUCCCCUUUUUGAAAUACAUGAAUCAGGUAAGAAAAAAACCUCUGGCUCCUAUAGGGUAAACAUGACCUUUUGGGAAAACAAACGUUCAAGCUAAAAAGGUCUAUUGGACACAACACUAUAAGCUAAACUAAUCUCAUAAUGGUAGUACUAUUCCAAAAACACUCACGAAUAAAUACUUGCAUCUUGUUAUUUAGGCGGUGGUUUUGGAUAUGAAUUUUCCGCCAGUGCGGGCUUCAACACGGAUGCAGCUGAAAUGUCAAGCGGUGACUUCUUGUACAUCAUUUCCCAAGCCGUGUGUCAAAACUAUUAUAGCAUGAUUGACUUCACGAAUCCGCCACCCUUUGACCCCGGGUUUAUCAGCAAAGCGAAAACUCUGGCCGACCCGGAGAAUGCUGAUGAAGCAGUUCUAGAGUUUAUCAAAUACUAUGGUACUCACUUCAUGACUCAAGCAACGUACGGAGCAAAGUUUGUUCAGCAUCACAAGGUGAGCCAGACGACGUUUGAAUCCUUAAAGAACAGCGAGUUUAGUGUUGAAGCCCAGGCGAAUUACGCGGGACUAAUCAGCAUCGGGGGAGGAAUUUCUUUGGACAGUGAUCAAAAGAAGGCCGCGUCAAACUUUUUGAAACAAGUACAGACCACAACUUAUACAGUUGGAUCAACACCACCAAGCAACGGUGAUGCCAUGACAUGGGCAGCUUCUGUUAAACAGAACCCUGUACCGAUGCAGUAUACACUUUCUCCCAUUGAUUUGUUAUUCACUGAACCGUUUGUAAAAGAGCUACCAACCGGCUUUGACUACACCGCAGUGAGGCAAAAACUCAAGAACUCUUCACAGCUGUAUUGUCAAGCCCUGAAGCAACAGGGAAUGGUACACUCAUGUGAGGCCUACUUUCAACUUGAAACUCAGGGUGUGGACAUCUAUGAACCAGGUACUGCUCUGAUAUUAAUCACCUGUUCGGCUAGUCCCGCGCGAAACAGUUAUUUUUGUUUCCCGAGAGUGUCAAUGUUUCCCAAGGCGAAGCCAAGGAAAACAUUGAGAUUCGAGGGAAACAAAAUUAACUGUUUCCUGAGGGACCAGUCUUCAAGUGAUAUAAGCGAAAAUUCAUUAAACCUCGCUGUAACGGCGGUCGUCGGUCAACAAUUCGCGGGUAACAGUGCACUGUUACCCUCUGACGUCAUCGAUUUUUGCAAUGUUUCCCGCUCAAAGAUUUGGGGGGGAAGCAGUUUCAUUGUUAGAUGUCUUGUGACGUUGACGUAAACAAUGAGAGCGCACGCUGUUGGGAAGAAAUUUCGGAUGCUAAGAAGGGUCAGUUUGUGUCGGAUUGCUACGUCCCGAGGCCCAAACCCUUACCCUCAGUUAUAUACGAUUUUUGGCCUAACGAAGGAAGGUUUGGUUGACAGAGGGAUUAAGAAUCACGUUUACAACUUCAUUCCCAGAAGAGACAGGAGACAGGAGACAAAGGACCCUCCCAACCAUGUUGUUAUGGCACGGCGUCGACGUAUCACGUGACCAAGAUUUCCCUCUACUUGUCAUUUACUAUUCAUUAAUAUCUACACAUAUUUCCUGAUUUGAGACAUGUCAAUUUGAAUCUCACGUUCGCCGUUUGUCCUAGACUUAAUUUUAAAGCUUUCUAAUAAUUUCAAGAGCGAUUUUUCUUUUGAGUAACCUCUCAAAAAAUAAUCGUCACGGAGCAGCGAUUGGGUAUGUCUUCUCAACCCUUUCAGUUUUCCUUUACGACGAGCCGCAAUUCAAACAAAUGGCCUGAGGAUAAUGAUCGCAAACUUUUGUUGUUUUUACAGGAUACAGUUUUCUUCAAAACAUAGACUACUCCACGUGUCUGACGUUCUGCCGUCUAGACGAGAACUGUACCUGUGUGGUAUAUAGCCAGCUAAAUCCUCCUUUCACAGGAUCAGUUUGCAGAUUUUUCAACAAAACGACCAAUCUGACUUUGAUAAAUCCCUCCAUUUACGACAUUCCAAGGCAAUCGAAUCUGAUCAUCCUCAAGAGCAGGCAAAAUGCUUAUUACAUAAAUGCUGACCUGGAGGGAAAACCGUUUUCCGUACGUGAGACAGAUCAAAGCACAUGCAACUGGAGUUGUUCUAACAAACAAAGCGGAUUUGUCUUCUUCUGUGAUGCCUAUAGCUACGUGUACGGCGAUGGUAGAAGAAGGUGCUCUCUGUAUUCACAGAAAGACAUUACAAAUAUUACCUACACCAAAGGUUCAUACGUAAGGAUGUAGUCGAAACAGGAACGGAACUAGAUAUGUAUUGAUUUGCG
Molecule: messenger RNA, 12910 nt
Organism: Porites evermanni
Lineage: Eukaryota; Metazoa; Cnidaria; Anthozoa; Scleractinia; Poritidae
Source: the annotation of a GenBank genome assembly